Molecule: messenger RNA, 474 nt
Organism: Histoplasma mississippiense
Lineage: Eukaryota; Fungi; Ascomycota; Eurotiomycetes; Onygenales; Ajellomycetaceae
Product: myosin regulatory light chain cdc4
Exons: 4
Coding region: 1-474 (157 amino acids)
Biological process (GO): mitotic actomyosin contractile ring assembly
Cellular component (GO): myosin II complex
Molecular function (GO): calcium ion binding
Source: RefSeq, a predicted model, not a curated record
AUGGAUGGUUCACAGUCCCUCCAGCGCAUGCAUUCUAACCAGGAUAAUCAACAACAGGCGUCCACAAACUACAAAGAAGCAUUCUCGCUCUUCGAUAAGCGAGGAAACGGUCGUGUUGCCCUCGAGUCACUGGGCGAUCUUCUCCGCGCUUGCGGUCAGAACCCCACCCUAGCUGAGAUCGGUGAUCUAGAGAAGAGCAUUGGCGGAGACUUUGAUUUCGAAGCCUUCUCCAAAGUCCUCAACCGGCCAGGCGGCUUCCGUGACCCCGGUGAACCAGAGGAGUACUGUCGCGGAUUCCAGGUAUUUGACAAAGAUAUGACUGGGUUUAUUGGCGUGGGCCAACUGCGUUAUAUUCUCACAAACCUGGGUGAGAAAAUGACCGAUGAUGAAGUUGACGAACUUCUCAAGGCUGUUGACACGAGCUCCGGAGAGAUCAACUACACAGAACUGGUCCGGACAAUUCUUGCCAACUAA